Messenger RNA from Chelonoidis abingdonii (Abingdon island giant tortoise), 5420 nucleotides. RefSeq names its product splicing factor 3b subunit 1 (gene SF3B1). NCBI's taxonomy places the organism in Eukaryota, Metazoa, Chordata, Testudines, Testudinidae. Gene Ontology annotation, molecular function: mRNA binding. The record is from RefSeq and is a predicted model, not a curated record. Gene Ontology annotation, biological process: spliceosomal complex assembly.
CCUUUGAUUUCUUUUGGCAUGCUUAUGAACUUAGUUUUGUUUUAAACAUCCCCUUUUUUAUAUAGAUUUUUAUAGAUUUGGUUGAAAUCAUGGAUGUCAUAUUUUUCAUCUUUAUAACACAAGUUUUCUUUCCAGGUAGAAGGACAAGAAAAUAAUGAGCCAUUGCCAUAGAAACACAAAGGGUUAAAGGUUUCUCUUUUCAUUUUGUUUUGGGUUGUGUACUGUACUUUGAACAACUUAUGUAUUUUGUGCUCAAAAUAAUUGUACUUUGAGUACAUGGAAAGUUUUCAUUCCAAAUCAUAGAUUUACAGCAUUAAUGCUUUUGAAAUGCUAAUUCUCAAAAUAGAGCACAUAAUUCUUACCAUCUUAUGUUAAUACAGGUAGUAUAGCUGAGUGAAACAAAAAGCAUAUAAAGAGACUUUGAUACUUUUAAUAGUGCAAGUCUGUUCUGCUAAUUUUAGUAUGCAAGUCAGCACAAGGGACAUAAUGGGCCUGAUGGAAGCUUUCCUCAGGUGAGUGAGUUUCACAAGUGAAAAUAAGGCGCCUGUUUGCUUAAAAUUAGAAUCUGUUGCAGGUUUUACAAAUUAGAAUUUCAGCCUGCAUGAAUUAAUAGGGAUAUUAAUUAUUUUACUUGCUUAAUUGUAAUAAUUGAUAUAAACAUGUUUUGUCAGAAUUCACAGGCCCAUACUAACUGUCCUUAAUUUCUUUCCUACAGCAGUACUGCUAUAUGCCAGUCCUGUCUGCAUUCUUAAGGGUGCAGUUCAACACAUCCUGUGUAAAUUAUGGUGAAAAAGUAUUCCAAAGGAAAGUCCUAUCAAAGCUAGUGUCAGAAUGACACUGCCAAUUGGGCAAUGAUCUUAAGUAUAGAAAAUGUUUAAGAAUUUUAUUUUUUCUAAAUUGUAAUGCUAUACUGCUUGUAUAGCAAAUCUGCACAUUUUUUUAGAAUAGUGUGUCCAUGAUGAGUCUCAUUUUUAUAUACUUGGGCUUCCGUAAAGUAUUUAAAAGUUAAAAUAAAAACUCAAGAUACAUAGAAUAAAACAUGGUAUACAAAAAUCUUUUUGCCUGUGAGUAUCAUUGUGAUGGUAAAUGUACUGUAUUACAGUCAACUCCCAGUUGUAAUUAUACCUUCAGAAGAAAAGAGGGUCAAAUAGUAUAAUUUCAUUUUUUUAUUAUAUAAAAAAUGAAGCCCUUCUACAAUAUGACACCUCAAAAUAAAGAACUGGAGGGGUUUUUUUGUCCAAAUUUGUCAAAUGUAUAAACUGAUCUUUAUGCUAAAACAUUUUGAAUCAUUAUCUAGGUAUACAGUAGUUAUUCAUAGUCAGAUAACAAGUAGGAUUUAACAGCUUACACAAGGUAAUGUUUUGAAUAUAAAUAUCUUUCCAAAGUGUUACUAAUGGUAAAGAGAUAAUUUUCUAGGCUUCUAUUCUGCUGCUUGAAGUCAGAACUGCUGAUGGACACAAAGGCACGAAAGUGAGGGAAGACACCUGAUCCUAAAAUGAAUGCCAGAACAUAUAUGGAUGUUAUGCGUGAACAGCAUUUAACAAAAGAAGAGAGGGAAAUUAGGCAACAACUAGCAGAAAAAGCUAAAGCUGGGGAACUUAAAGUCGUCAAUGGCACCUCCUCCCAGCCACCUUCAAAACGCAAACGGCGUUGGGAUCAAACAGCUGACCAGACUCCUGGUACUACUCCUAAAAAACUAUCCAGUUGGGAUCAAGCAGAGACUCCUGGACAUACUCCUUCUUUGAGGUGGGAUGAAACUCCUGGCCGUGCAAAGGGUAGUGAGACUCCUGGAGCAACCCCAGGCUCAAAAAUAUGGGAUCCCACUCCCAGUCAUACACCAGCAGGAGCUGCAACCCCUGGACGGGAUACACCUGGUCAUGCAACUCCAGGUCACGGAGGCGCAACUUCCAGUGCACGUAAAAAUCGAUGGGAUGAGACCCCCAAAACAGAAAGAGAUACACCCGGACAUGGCAGUGGAUGGGCUGAGACUCCUCGUACAGAUCGAGGUGGUGAUUCAGUUGGUGAAACCCCAACCCCUGGAGCAAGUAAAAGAAAGUCACGUUGGGAUGAAACACCUGCUAGCCAAAUGGGUGGUAGUACUCCUGUUUUGACACCUGGCAAAACACCAAUUGGUACACCAGCGAUGAACAUGGCAACCCCUACACCAGGUCAUAUAAUGAGCAUGACUCCUGAACAGCUGCAGGCAUGGCGCUGGGAAAGAGAAAUAGAUGAGAGAAACCGGCCACUGUCUGAUGAAGAACUGGAUGCCAUGUUCCCAGAGGGAUAUAAGGUUCUUCCCCCUCCAGCUGGUUAUGUGCCUAUUCGUACUCCAGCUCGUAAACUUACAGCAACUCCCACGCCAUUGGGUGGUAUGACUGGAUUCCACAUGCAAACAGAAGAUAGGACCAUGAAGAGCGUUAAUGACCAACCAUCUGGAAAUCUUCCUUUCCUAAAACCAGAUGAUAUUCAAUACUUUGAUAAACUAUUGGUUGAUGUUGAUGAAUCAACACUUAGUCCAGAAGAACAGAAGGAAAGAAAAAUAAUGAAAUUGCUCUUGAAAAUAAAGAAUGGUACACCUCCAAUGAGAAAAGCUGCUCUGCGUCAGAUUACUGAUAAAGCUCGUGAAUUUGGAGCAGGUCCUCUGUUUAAUCAGAUUCUACCUCUGCUGAUGUCACCAACACUUGAAGAUCAAGAACGUCACUUGCUUGUCAAAGUUAUUGAUAGAAUCUUGUACAAACUUGAUGAUUUGGUCCGACCAUACGUACACAAGAUUCUUGUGGUCAUUGAACCGCUGCUGAUUGAUGAAGACUACUAUGCGAGAGUGGAAGGCAGAGAAAUUAUAUCAAACUUGGCUAAGGCUGCUGGUUUGGCUACAAUGAUCUCCACCAUGCGACCUGAUAUUGAUAACAUGGAUGAGUAUGUCAGAAAUACAACAGCUCGAGCCUUUGCUGUUGUUGCCUCUGCUUUAGGCAUUCCUUCUCUGUUGCCCUUCUUGAAAGCUGUAUGUAAGAGCAAAAAAUCCUGGCAAGCUAGGCACACUGGCAUCAAGAUUGUACAGCAAAUUGCUAUUCUUAUGGGCUGUGCUAUCUUGCCUCAUCUCAGAAGUUUGGUUGAAAUCAUUGAACAUGGUCUGGUGGAUGAACAGCAGAAAGUGCGCACUAUCAGUGCUUUGGCUAUUGCUGCUUUGGCUGAGGCAGCUACUCCUUAUGGUAUUGAAUCAUUUGACUCCGUUCUAAAGCCCUUAUGGAAGGGCAUACGUCAGCACAGAGGAAAGGGUCUGGCUGCCUUUUUGAAAGCUAUUGGAUACCUUAUCCCUCUUAUGGAUGCUGAGUAUGCCAACUACUAUACCAGAGAAGUAAUGCUAAUCCUUAUCCGAGAGUUCCAGUCUCCUGAUGAAGAAAUGAAAAAAAUUGUGUUAAAGGUAGUAAAACAGUGUUGUGGUACAGAUGGCGUUGAAGCAAACUACAUUAAAACAGAGAUUCUGCCGCCAUUUUUCAAACACUUUUGGCAGCACAGAAUGGCACUGGACAGAAGAAAUUACAGACAGUUGGUUGAUACCACAGUGGAGCUGGCAAACAAAGUCGGAGCAGCAGAAAUUAUUUCCAGGAUUGUGGAUGAUCUGAAAGAUGAGGCUGAACAGUACAGAAAAAUGGUUAUGGAAACAAUUGAAAAAAUAAUGGGGAACCUGGGUGCAGCAGACAUUGACCAUAAACUAGAAGAACAACUUAUUGACGGUAUCCUGUAUGCCUUCCAGGAACAGACCACAGAGGACUCUGUGAUGUUGAAUGGCUUUGGCACAGUGGUUAAUGCUCUUGGCAAACGAGUUAAACCAUACUUGCCUCAGAUCUGUGGUACAGUUUUAUGGCGUUUGAACAACAAAUCAGCCAAAGUUAGGCAGCAGGCUGCUGACCUGAUAUCACGUACUGCAGUUGUCAUGAAGACUUGUCAAGAGGAAAAACUGAUGGGACACUUGGGUGUUGUCCUGUAUGAGUAUCUGGGUGAGGAAUACCCUGAAGUAUUAGGCAGUAUACUUGGAGCACUUAAAGCCAUUGUGAAUGUUAUAGGUAUGCACAAGAUGACGCCACCAAUCAAAGACCUGCUGCCAAGACUCACACCUAUCUUGAAAAACAGACAUGAGAAAGUACAGGAGAAUUGUAUUGACCUGGUUGGGCGUAUUGCGGACAGGGGUGCGGAAUAUGUUUCUGCAAGGGAAUGGAUGAGGAUCUGCUUUGAACUGCUAGAGUUGUUGAAAGCUCACAAGAAAGCUAUCCGACGAGCCACAGUGAACACUUUUGGUUAUAUUGCAAAAGCUAUUGGACCCCAUGAUGUGCUGGCUACACUGCUAAAUAACCUGAAAGUACAGGAAAGACAGAAUAGAGUAUGUACUACAGUAGCAAUUGCUAUUGUAGCUGAAACAUGCUCACCUUUCACAGUACUGCCUGCUCUGAUGAAUGAAUACAGAGUUCCAGAACUGAAUGUCCAGAAUGGUGUAUUAAAAUCUCUUUCUUUUCUGUUUGAAUACAUUGGAGAGAUGGGAAAAGAUUACAUUUAUGCUGUUACGCCAUUGCUUGAAGAUGCUUUAAUGGACAGAGACCUUGUACACAGACAAACAGCCAGUGCUGUGGUGCAGCAUAUGUCUCUUGGAGUCUAUGGAUUUGGUUGCGAGGAUUCUCUGAAUCACUUGUUAAAUUAUGUGUGGCCCAAUGUGUUUGAGACAUCUCCUCACGUCAUUCAGGCAGUUAUGGGUGCACUGGAGGGCCUAAGAGUUGCCAUUGGACCAUGUAGAAUGCUGCAAUAUUGUUUACAGGGUUUGUUUCACCCUGCCAGGAAAGUCAGAGAUGUGUAUUGGAAGAUUUAUAAUUCAAUCUAUAUUGGCUCACAGGAUGCCCUGAUAGCACAUUAUCCAAGAAUCUACAAUGAUGAAAAGAACACCUACAUUCGUUAUGAACUUGACUACAUCUUAUAAUCUUAUUGUUCAGUUGUUUGUGUUUAAUGCACAGCUGUUCCACACUUAAACUUGCUUCAGAUUUGGUGAUGUAAAAUUUUAAAAUGUUGCAGGUCAGAGGAGCUAGAAAACCAUUAGCAUGAUUUUUAAAUAAUCUGUCCUUUUUUAUGUUAAACAGUUAAAGCCAGUAGUGACUAAGAACAGAGUGUGAUUACACAAUGUGCUGGAGGGAUUUCAUUUUGGAUUCAUCUUUAUGAAGAUUCAGAUUUCAUUCCUUGUGUUUAAAGGGGAUGUUUAUUUGAGAAAUAAACAUUUGUGUAUAAAAUACUAAUUUGUGUGUGUGUUUUUGGACAGAGAGGCUUGUGAAACGAAUCUCUUUGAUAGAUUGUUAUGCAUUUGUUUAUGUAAAAAAGGUGGCGUACAUUUUAACCCUCAUUUUGUUAUCCCCUAGUUUUGAAUAAAUAAGAAAAAUGUA